AGAACAGCUGCUCUGGGCCUUGACAAGAGAAAGGACAGAAAUGAGAACAGGUGGGAGAUUAAGAAUUUAGGUUAGGUAAGAGGCAAAGUCGGGAUGGUCAAAAAAGGGUUCAAGCUUAUCCCAGGCUGAGGAGGGGGAGGCCAAGUCCCUCCAGUAAGCCCCAAAGCCUCUACCCACCUGUAUUUCCAGAGGAACCGUCAGACUGUGCUAAACUUGGGGUCCUUUUUGAGAUGGCAUCUGUGAUUCAGCUAUUCAGAACCUAAUGAAGUUGGUGACUCUGUGACAAUGUGGAGAAAUCAUGUCAGAAAAUGUGGUUUGUACUGGAGCUGUCAAUGCUGUAAAGGAAGUUUGGGAAGAAAGAAUAAAGAAACACAAUGAAGACCUGAAGCGAGAGAAGGAAUUUCAACAGAAGCUAGUGCGAAUCUGGGAAGAACGAGUAAGCUUAACCAAACUAAGGGAAAAGGUCAUCAGAGAAGAUGGAAGAGUCAUUUUGAAGAUAGAAAAAGAAGAAUGGAAGACCCUCCCUUCUUCUCUACUGAAACUGAGUCAGCUGCAGGAAUGGCAACUUCAUAGAACUGGUUUGUUGAAAAUUCCUGAAUUCAUUGGAAGAUUUCAGAACCUCAUUGUAUUAGAUUUAUCUCGAAACACAAUUUCAGAGAUACCUCGAGGAAUUGGACUGCUCACUAAACUUCAGGAGCUGAUUCUUAGUUACAACAAAAUCAAGACUGUCCCCAGGGAACUAAGUCAUUGUGCAAGCUUGGAGAAACUAGAACUUGCUGUAAACAGAGAUAUAUGUGAUCUUCCACAAGAGCUUAGCAAUUUGUUAAAGCUUACUCACCUUGAUCUGAGUAUGAAUCACUUUACUACAAUCCCUCCUGCUGUGUUGAACAUGCCUGCUCUUGAGUGGCUCGACAUGGGAAGCAACAGACUUGAACAACUUCCUGAUACUAUAGAAAGAAUGCAAACUCUACAUACAUUAUGGCUGCAACGGAAUGAAAUAACAUGCUUGCCAGAAACAAUCAGCAACAUGAAAAACCUGGGUACUCUUGUUCUCAGCAACAAUAAACUGCAAGAUAUUCCAGUGUGCAUGGAAGAGAUGACCAAUCUGAGGUUUGUCAACUUCAGAGACAACCCACUGAAAUUGGAAGUAACACUUCCUCCUAGUGAAAGCAUAGAUGAAGAAGAGGAACGGGAAUUAUUUGGCCUUCAGUUUAUGCAUAUAUAUAUACAGGAGUCACGGAGAAGAGCAGAUAACCAAGUCAACCGUUCAACUACUUUACCAAUCUCUAUGAAUACUGAUGGAUAAUAUAACUCAAGAUGCCCUGCUGAAGAGAAUUACUUUGGGAAUUUGGUGAACUCAAUGUUUGUACUUCUAAAGUAAAAAUCAAAGCUAUUACCAAAGUUCAAUGAGGCUACAACAUUUUUUAAAGUUCACAUUAUCUGCUAUGUAAAUUAUAUUUUCAUAAAUAUAAAAAUACAAUUGAAAAAAAUUUUUUUGGUGGAAGACAGAUGUUCAAAAUUUCUUUUCCAUUAAGCACUUGUUUCUGGUGAUGAAGAAUGAUUUGGUAAAGCAGUUAACAAUACAUUUUCCAAAGACACCAGAGGAUCUGUAUAAUACUGUAAAGCAGGACUGAAACCUUUCUGCUGUAAAUACUCGACUCGGCCUUGGUCAAUCAGCAAUUUACAAAGAUGCCCUAUUUUCUUCUUUUCUUCAACAGUAAGGAGCCUAAAUCGAAUAAACACAAAACAUCAUUAAAAUUUGUAGGAGUUUAUGAAAAAAUUAUUGUAGUCACUUCUAUUUAUUGAUAAAAGUUGCUAAGUAACCCAUGAUAUACUAGGUGCUAUGUUCCAUGUUUCCAAGAUACAUUUUAUUUAUGCCACAAUAAAAGUGUAUUUUAACUUA
This is a messenger RNA of Herpailurus yagouaroundi (jaguarundi), 1903 nucleotides long. RefSeq names its product leucine rich repeat containing 39 (gene LRRC39). Lineage: Eukaryota; Metazoa; Chordata; Mammalia; Carnivora; Felidae. The coding region runs from base 299 to 1306 and encodes 335 amino acids. The transcript has 9 exons. Gene Ontology annotation, molecular function: protein binding. Gene Ontology annotation, cellular component: cytoplasm. The record is from RefSeq and is a predicted model, not a curated record.